AUGAACAUCCGCCGUGCUCGGCCCGAUGAUCUGAUGAACAUGCAGCACUGCAACCUGCUGUGCCUGCCCGAGAACUACCAGAUGAAGUACUACUUCUACCAUGGCCUCUCUUGGCCCCAGCUCUCCUACAUUGCUGAGGAUGAGGAUGGCAAGAUCGUGGGCUAUGUCCUGGCCAAGAUGGAGGAGGACCCCGAUGAUGUCCCUCAUGGACACAUCACCUCACUGGCUGUGAAACGUUCCCACCGGCGCCUCGGCCUGGCCCAGAAGCUGAUGGACCAGGCCUCACGGGCCAUGAUCGAGAACUUCAACGCCAAGUAUGUAUCCCUGCAUGUGAGGAAGAGCAACAGGGCUGCCCUGCACCUUUAUUCCAACACCCUGAACUUCCAGGUUAGUGAGGUGGAGCCCAAGUACUAUGCAGAUGGAGAAGAUGCCUAUGCCAUGAAACGAGAUCUCUCCCAGAUGGCGGAGGAGCUGAGACGGCAGCUGGUGCUGAAGAAGGGCAGAUACGUGGUUCUGGAUUCCAAGGAGAAUCAGGGCAGCACACUUCCUGGUUCUGAAGAGGCGUGUCAGCAGAACCUGGCUGGAGAUGACAGUGGCAGUGACAGCAAAGACAGCGCUGAUGUUCAGGACAGCUUGCAAGACUUGGAUUCCACCUCCUAGAGCCCGCUCGAGCAUUGUAGGUUCUUGCAUUUUAGCCACAGUUUUCUUGGGAACCCUGGCUCUGCUCUGCAGUGUCUACUCUGGAGUCACCCACAGUGACCCAAAUGGCUUCUCAUUGUCAGCGCUUAGCAGCAGCCUUCCACAUAGCCUAAUCAUGAAGGCACUCCAGGACACAAAAGCUGCUGUGCAGGAGCCAAGGAGCUUUGAGGACUGCCAUGGCAGCACCAUCCUUGGCUUCUCCCAUGCUGCCGGCUGCUGUAUUCGGUCUGCAGUUGUCCUGUACUGAUUGUGUGUAUGCUGUAGGGUUUUGCCUAGAAUGCCAAACAGGAAGUGGUGAUAACUCAGGAAACUCCCCAGCUUUCAGCGUUUGCCAUUAUUUGGGUUUUCAUUUUUGAGUAAGCAGGACCAUCGGUAGUCCUUAUGCCCUCUGCCUCUGUCUGGUGGAAGUUACCUACUCUUGCCUUCUAUGGAAACUGCCCGUGCCCUGCCCUCCCUCUUUGAAGAAGACUGUUCCCUUUUGGUGGGAGGAGAUAGGUGUUGGACUUCUGCACAAGCAGAAUUUGUAGAUCUUAAGUAAAGGACAAGCAGAAAUCAAUUUGUAAUCUCUGAACACCCCCCAAUAAAAAUAUUAAAAAGGGA
Messenger RNA from Alexandromys fortis (reed vole), 1299 nucleotides. Its product is annotated as N-alpha-acetyltransferase 11-like. The coding region runs from base 1 to 660 and encodes 219 amino acids. The record is from RefSeq and is a predicted model, not a curated record. Lineage: Eukaryota; Metazoa; Chordata; Mammalia; Rodentia; Cricetidae. Gene Ontology annotation, molecular function: protein N-terminal-serine acetyltransferase activity; protein-N-terminal-glutamate acetyltransferase activity. Gene Ontology annotation, cellular component: NatA complex. Gene Ontology annotation, biological process: N-terminal protein amino acid acetylation. The transcript has a single exon.